AUGUCUGUGCAGGAAGAUCCCUAUUCCUCGGUGGAGGCCAUCCGAGAACUGGCAAACACUGACCCUGAUCUGGCGAAAAUUCUCAAGGAUGACUCGACAGAUACUAUGGCAUCUACGCCGUUUGAGGCGAUGGUACAGAUGUUUCGCGAACAUCCCUCGCCCCCCGGCCAGCAGCUUAGAACCGAGUGGUCUCGCUACGUUAAGAUGCGUGAUGGGCACAGUCACGAAAUCCGCGUAUACAAGCCGAAUGAUUUAGCAGAGGGCCCGUUGGUAGUCCUCCUACACGGAGGUGGGUUUUGUAUUGGGCACUACUCACACCUCGGCUCUUAUUCUAGGGCUAUUGCAUCUCUGUAUGGUGUAACUGUCGUGAACAUCAGCUACCGCCUCGCUCCAGAGUUCAAGUUCCCGACGGCGCCUCAUGAUGUGUGGGACUCCAUCACGUGGUUGGUGAAGCCAGAGAAUGCAAAAGAACUUGGCAUAGAUCUUAGCAAGGGUUUUAUUGUGGGUGGGAUGUCGGCUGGAGCAAACCUGUCGGCGGUAUUCGCCCAGCAAUGGGUAUCCAUGGCCCAGUCGCCCCCAAUCAGUGGGCUAUGGCUGAACAUUCCGCUUAUUUUUGUUCAUGAAAUCGUCCCCGAUGAUCAAAGAGAGCUAUGGGUGGCUAGAGAACAAAACGCCUCGGCCAUGGUCAUCAACAAGGAAUCAAUGGAAUUUAUCCGCAGCGCAUACAACCCAGACAUUACCUCACCCGACUUUUCUCCCUUUAACCAUCCGGGAGCACACACAGGGCUCCCACCAACCCACAUCCAGGUUUGCGGCCAAGACCCGUUGAGGGACGAUGGCUUGAUCUACGAGAGGAUCUUGCGGAAACAUGGAGUGAGAACCAAGCUGGAUGUAUACCCGGGUAUUCCCCAUGCAGGAGCUUUCUUCUUUCCAACACUUCCCAUCGCGGUCAAACACAACAUGGAUGUCUUGAAGGGAUUCGGGUGGUUGUUGGGGAAGGAUGCCAGCGAGAAGCAGUACCAGCUGGCAUUGGAGACAAUGACAAUGCCUGCGUAG
Clonostachys solani is the source of this 1056-nucleotide messenger RNA. The record is from the annotation of a GenBank genome assembly. Lineage: Eukaryota; Fungi; Ascomycota; Sordariomycetes; Hypocreales; Bionectriaceae.